Molecule: messenger RNA, 1669 nt
Organism: Durio zibethinus
Lineage: Eukaryota; Viridiplantae; Streptophyta; Magnoliopsida; Malvales; Malvaceae
Product: putative sugar phosphate/phosphate translocator At3g11320
Source: RefSeq, a predicted model, not a curated record
UUCUGCUUCAAAAACCGUGCCUAUCUCUCUUCUUCUCCUCAGAAGAAUUUGCAGAGGGGCAGCCACGUUCUUUCCUUUGGUCUUCCUCAAAACCCGAUUUUUUUUACCUUCUUAAAGUCAAAAUUCUAAUUUUCUUCACUUUGGGGAUUCCUUGAUUUUCAAAUGAGAAAGUUGAAUCAGAUCCAUGGAAGCUAAUUACAUCAAAUUAUCCCAAAAGAAUCCUUCUUUUCCACACAAGAAAAAAAAAAAACCUGUAAUUCCCCAAACUCCAUCUAGAUCCGCCUUCCUAUAAUCCCAAUUUCCUUCCCUUUUUCAGAAUCCACUUUUUUCCUCAAAAUAAAGAUACGCAGGUCUUCAAAACCCCCCAAAAAACCAUGAAAAAUAAAUCCAAAUUAUUCACGAUCGGGCUUGUAACAUCCUGGUACUCGUCCAACAUUGGUGUCUUGUUGUUAAACAAAUAUUUACUAAGCAAUUAUGGUUUCAAAUACCCAAUCUUCUUAACCAUGUGUCACAUGACAGCUUGCUCUUUGUUAAGCUACAUCGCUAUUGCAUGGAUGAAGAUGGUUCCUAUGCAGACCAUUCGAUCUAGGGUUCAGUUUUUCAAGAUCUCGGCUUUGAGUUUGGUCUUUUGUGUGUCGGUGGUGUUUGGGAAUAUUUCUUUGAGGUUCCUACCGGUUAGUUUUAAUCAGGCUAUUGGGGCUACGACGCCGUUUUUUACUGCUGUUUUCGCUUACUUUAUGACAUUGAAGAGGGAGGCUUGGCUUACUUAUCUUACCCUUGUUCCUGUUGUUACUGGGGUUAUCAUUGCCAGUGGGGGUGAACCAAGUUUCCAUCUAUUUGGUUUUAUCAUGUGCAUUGCAGCUACAGCUGCAAGAGCUCUCAAGUCAGUUUUACAAGGAAUUUUGCUCUCUUCUGAAGGAGAGAAGCUGAAUUCCAUGAACCUCCUUCUCUAUAUGGCUCCAAUAGCUGUUGUAUUUCUACUUCCUGCAACACUCAUUAUGGAAGAAAAUGUAGUUGGUGUUACCCUUGCCCUCGCCAGAGAUGACAUCAAGAUUAUUUGGUAUCUACUAUUCAAUUCAGCACUAGCAUAUUUUGUGAAUUUGACCAACUUUUUGGUCACGAAACACACCAGCGCCCUGACUUUGCAGGUUCUAGGAAACGCGAAAGGAGCUGUAGCUGUGGUGGUUUCAAUUUUAAUUUUUAGAAACCCAGUCUCCAUUACCGGAAUGCUUGGUUAUACACUCACAGUCUUUGGGGUUAUACUCUACAGUGAAGCCAAGAAAAGAAGUAAAUGAUACAUCACCCUGGGAAACAAUAUGUGUGUGAUCUUCUUUUAUUUUGUUUCCUUUAUCGGGAGGACAGCAACAAUGUUCAAAGAGGCAAGUUUGGGCCAUGUGGUAGCAUAUGAUGCUACGGUUUUUGUGCCCUAGGUUCUUAUUUUUUUCCUUGGAAGCCUAGGAACUUGUUUUCCUUUUGUAUCGGCAACGGCUGCAGGAUUAGUCAAGAAUUAGGAAACUCCAAUAAGUGACUGAUUGGUCUCUAUCAUUCACUGCUUACGGUUGCAGAGGGAUUUCAUUUUAUGUUUUUUAUUCUUUCAGGAAAAGGUUGUAGAAUUGGUCUUUUCACAGUUGAUCUGUUAUUAACAUUUCUAAUAUUGAUUAAUUAAUGG